Molecule: messenger RNA, 1401 nt
Organism: Epithele typhae
Lineage: Eukaryota; Fungi; Basidiomycota; Agaricomycetes; Polyporales; Epitheliaceae
Exons: 2
Coding region: 1-1401 (466 amino acids)
Source: RefSeq, a predicted model, not a curated record
AUGCCAGCCAAAGCCCAUCGCCCCGGCAUGGUCCGCACACACUCUCGUACUUCCUCUGGUGGUUCUUCUAAGGCCGGUCUCAACCUCCAAUUCACUCAGAAGGACCCACCACCCCCGCGCACGGGCGAUAAAGCGAAGAAGUCCUCUCACAUGCAUCACGAGCCCAUCGCGCGCGUCGCCAGCGCGCACCUCAUGCGCUCCAACAGCGGCGUCCGCGUGCACUCAAGAGAGAACAUCGCCGCGGCCGUUCGUCGGGCCCCGACCCCUAAUGCCGCCGCCAAACAUAAUGGGGCUACGGCCAAACAGAAGGUCGACUUUUCUAUAUCAAGUCCCGAGGAAGAGGGUGAUGAUGACGAAUGGGUUUCGAGCGAGAGCGGCGCCGCGACCCCGAACAAUGAGUCCGACCAGGAGCCCACACCUAUCGAGCAAGCUCAAAAGCGACUCGUAGCCCUCGCUGCGCCUUCUAAAUCGUCUCAGCAGCUGAACGCUUCGGUCGGUCACGAUGUCGCGACUCCGAAGGCCGCCCCACCUUCGCUGCCUCGUGUUGAUACGGCACGCCAGCUUCCUGUCACUCCGACGGUGCGUCCCGUAUCGGCCCAGGAGCAGAAUACGGGGUCCGAAUCUGCAGCAAGGCCAACGCAGGAAGAUCACCUGCGCCCCCAAGUUGAAAUCCAGAUUUCAAGUGCCACACCGCCGGUGAGCAAGGCCCGCUCAGAAACGCACUCUCCUCCACGUCGUUCUCCGGAUAUCGACAACGCCCGCAAGCGACAAUCCAUGACGCGUCCACCCUCCACGCAUUCCAUCACCUCCCCGGUGACUUUACGACCACACCCUCUCAUCCGAGGAAACUCGUAUGGUCAAGGCGCCCUUGCCCCUCCUGGACUUGCCCCACUGGCCACUGUACUGCCAGACUCUGCCUCCGGUCAGUUGACCACCGCUUCCAAUUCUCCUACAAGUCUCCGUGCCGCUUCCCCCACGAGCAUCCGCACCGUGUCGGGAUCACCGAAUCUAUCUUCCCCCGCCUCCUCACAAGCCCAUCGGCAGCUCCGACGCACCUCCACCUCCUCCGUUGCAUCGAGCGCGACCAUGCCCGUCGGUCCAUCCGCCAGCGAGAAGGUUGGCCGAUCAAACCACGAUCGGAAUCGGACGAUGUCCACCAUCUCGUCCAGCUCCUCUAUCGCCGCUCUGACCAACUUCACUCUGCGAUCCGCCCCAUCCCCCACCCGCACACCCAUCAUGAUCACAUCCCACUUCCCCCCGCAAGAUCAGAACGCCACUUUGGAGACGAUUCACCCGCUAUUGCCUCCACCCUACCUCAGCGCACAUCUCACUGUCCUGGCGUAUCGAAACCCCAUCGCAGAGUCAUAUGACAGGGUCAUCCGGGCGAAGCAUCGCAGAUGA